This is a messenger RNA of Dichomitus squalens LYAD-421 SS1, 911 nucleotides long. RefSeq names its product Isochorismatase hydrolase. The transcript has 2 exons. Bases 56 to 667 code for a protein of 203 amino acids. Lineage: Eukaryota; Fungi; Basidiomycota; Agaricomycetes; Polyporales; Polyporaceae. The record is from RefSeq and is a predicted model, not a curated record.
CCUCGACGCAUCCUUCCGCAUCUUAAUCUGCACGUCCAUAUUCUACCCAGCGGACAUGCCGUCCACCCCAAGCACCGAUCAUCACGACCUCCUUGCGCACGCGCAGGACGACCCAGAGCGUGUCCUCAUCCUGCUCGACGUCCAGAAGAACAUGCUCGCGGAGCCCCCGGCCGGCGUGCCGGCGGGCGCCGUCGUCGGGCCCAACAUCGCAAAGAUCCUCGCCUACGCCCGCGCGGCAGUUCCCCCACCGCGGAUCGUGCACGUCCGCAACUGCGGCGACGCGGGCGAGCCGGACGAGACGGGCACGCCCGGGUGGGAGCUCGUACACACGCCGCUGCCGGGGGAGUUUGUGGUCGACAAGCGGAAGAACAACGCGUUCGCGGGGACGGAGCUAGGCAAGAUCAUCCCGGCGACGUCGGAGAUCGUCAUGGUCGGGAUCCAGAGCGACUUCUGCAUCCGGGCGACGUGCAGCGCGGCGCUGAGCCGCGGAAACGAGGUGCUGCUCGUGCGGGGCGCGCACGCGACGUACGACCGGAUCGAAUACCACAAUCAUGGGCUGAUCACGAGCGCGGCGGAGGUCGCGAAGGAGAUCGAGGGCGAGCUGGAGGAGGCGGGGGUGCAUAUGCUGGAGAUGAAGGACUUGCCCGGUCUGUUCACGGAUCGCUAGACUGGUGGGUACGACUGGGCUUGCGGGACAUUCAUAGGAGAGCUCGGUUUCUCUUGCAGGUAAAUGCCUGUUCGUUGUACGCGAUGUGCAUUCUGUAUUCUGUUUGUUGUAUUGCCUUGUAUGGCAUCUCGGAUUUCCGACAUGUACUUUUCUCUCAUAGGUGUCCAUACAUUUGCCUCUUAGGCGAACUUCGCAUGUAUGCAUAUGAAAUGUAGAAUCGAUUGAACUCUUGGACAAAGAGUUG